Messenger RNA from Seriola aureovittata, 5740 nucleotides. RefSeq names its product collagen beta(1-O)galactosyltransferase 1a (gene colgalt1a). Lineage: Eukaryota; Metazoa; Chordata; Actinopteri; Carangiformes; Carangidae. Bases 158 to 1996 code for a protein of 612 amino acids. Gene Ontology annotation, molecular function: procollagen galactosyltransferase activity. The transcript is spliced from 12 exons. The record is from RefSeq and is a predicted model, not a curated record.
GUUGUCACAUCAGGAGCUGCUGCACAGAUUCUGUUUAUCUGUCAUGACCGCGAAAAGUAAAGAGGCGACUUUUCAAUAGUGUCUUAUCAGGAGCCAUAACCGUCAGAGACCUAGAUUUGUUUGUGAGUUUUUAAAUACUCCUUAAUUUAUUACCGCAAUGUCCCGUGCAAACUUCGCCUGCCUCCCCGCCGCGCUGCUCCUCCUGCUCCUGUCCUGCUGCAGCCCUGCCCGGGGAUAUUUUGCGGAGGAGCGCUGGAGCCCCGAGUCUCCGCUUCUCGCUCCCCGGAUCCUCGUCGCCCUGAUCUGCAGAAACUCAGAGCACUCUUUGCCUUAUUUCCUGGGCAACAUUGAGCGCCUCAACUAUCCCAAGGACCGUAUGGCUCUGUGGGUAGCAACUGAUCACAACGAGGACAACACCACAGCCAUUUUGCGUAACUGGCUCAUCCAGGUGCAGAGCCUUUACCAUUAUGUGGAAUGGAGGCCAAAAGAUGAACCCAGACGUUAUGCGGAUGAAGAUGGUCCGAAGCAGUGGACAGACCUCCGUUAUGAGCAUGUUAUGAAGCUUCGGCAAGUAGCACUGGAGGCAGCUCGUGAGAUGUGGGCGGAUUACUUUAUGUUGGCGGACUGUGAUAACCUCCUCACCAAUCCUGAUGUGCUCUGGAAGCUCAUGAAAGAGAAUAAGACCAUUAUCGCUCCCAUGCUUGAUUCCCGUGCAGCCUAUUCCAACUUCUGGUGUGGAAUGACCUCGCAGGGUUACUAUAAGCGCACCCCUGCCUACAUACCCAUAAGGAAGCAGGUGCGUAAGGGCUGUUUUGCCGUACCCAUGGUCCACUCCACCUUCCUGAUAGACCUCAGGAAAGAGGCAUCCAGGCAGCUGGCCUUUCACCCGCCACACCCAGACUACAGCUGGGCUUUUGAUGAUAUCAUUGUGUUUGCCUUCUCUGCUCGGAUGGCAGAUGUGCAAAUGUUUGUAUGUAACAAAGAGACCUACGGUAACUUCCCUGUGCCCCUUCGAUCCCAUAAUACUUUGCAAGAUGAAGUUGACAGCUUCUUGCACUCCCUGCUGGAGGUCAAUGUGCGAAAUUCCCCAGUGAUGCCUUCCAAAUACAUACGUGUUCCUAGAAAACACCCUGACAAACUGGGCUUUGAUGAGGUGUUCAUGAUAAACCUGCAGAGGCGGACUGACCGCCGAGAACGUAUGCUGAGGGCAUUGUACGAGCAGGAGAUUGCUUGUAAGGUCAUUCCAGCCGUAGAUGGAAAAGCGAUGAAUAUCAGUGAAAUUAAUGCUAUGGGCAUCCAUAUGCUCCCUGGAUACAGUGACCCAUAUCAUGGUCGCCCACUGACAAAAGGAGAACUGGGAUGUUUCCUUUCCCACCAUAAAAUCUGGAAAGAGAUCGUUGAGCGACGCUUGCACACCUCUCUGGUGAUCGAAGACGACCUGCGCUUCGAGGUCUUCUUCAAACGUCGCUUGAUGAACUUGAUGAGUGAGGUGGAGGAUGAAGGACUGGACUGGGAUCUCAUUUAUAUCGGUCGGAAGAGAAUGCAAGUGGAUCACCCAGAGAAAGCAGUGCCUAAUAUACACAACUUAGUGGAAGCAGACUAUUCGUAUUGGACAUUAGGUUAUAUGAUAUCAUUACAAGGUGCUGAGAAGCUUUUGAAAGCAGAACCACUAAAGAGGAUUUUACCAGUGGAUGAGUUUCUUCCUAUCAUGUACAAUAAACACCCUGUGUCUGAUUAUAUGGAUCAGUUUGAAACCAGGGACCUGAAUGCGUUUUCUGCAGAGCCUCUUCUAGUGUAUCCAACACACUACACGGGCGAUGAAGGCUACAUCAGCGACACUGAGACCUCCACAGUGUGGGACAAUGACAAGGUCCGUACAGACUGGGACAGAGCGCGCUCAGGAAAAACCCGGGAGCAGGCUGAGAUCAGCACUGAGGCCCAGAACUCAGAUGUGCUCCAGUCUCCUUUGGACAGUACGGCACGGGACGAGCUAUGAGAAGAACUGCAUGCGAGCCUUGGAAAAAUUCAGAGGUGCAUAGAGCAAGCCGCCUUAGUUUUUUUAAAAUCAUGUUUCAUCUUUGGUACUUUGGAUUUUGCAUCACAGCAGGGAUGUGACAUCAGAGUUUGUAGAAAGAUUUAAUUUAUCCAGAUGUAAGAAGUUCAAAAGGGAUCAGGUCAUGUUUUCCAUCAGGUUGUCCGUUUGUAGUUUUUACUUUAUAAAGGCACUAGACUUGCCAUUUGGAAUGGCAUUUGCAGUACCCAGCUUCUGUCUGUCAUACAGAAAUGAACCUAUAUAUUAGCAAAUAAUGCAAUUGGACUGUUACAUUUCAGUCACCGGGCAAUUAACUUUGUCCUAAUUUGACAUUACACUGUGAAUGCUACAGAUUAAUUAGGCAUUAGCCAAACUGUUGAAAAUCAUGAUUUGAUGGAAGCAUUCAUGUAUUCAGUCAACCAGUAUCAUUCUAAAUCCAUUGGUCUCUGCUGUCAAAAGUCCAAGAGGAGAAAUAUCUGCAUGUCUUUUGUUUUCAUCUUUAGUAUUUUCUCUUUACAAAUUUCAUAUUGCUGUGUUUUGAAUAAUCAUUAGCCAACACUUUAAAUGCUUGCAGCAUAUCUUAAUAACACACAACAGAAACACAAGCACACAGAAGCUUUAGAUUCAAGGAAAUGCUGUGAAUGCCUGAAUGCUAACACAUGUCGUUAUUGCUGUGUCCCUUGUCACCACUUUUGACUGAGUUGUUCCCAGACUAUUGUCGCCAACCAGCUGUUGACAUGGUUAUAAGCGAGACAAACCCCUGCACACACCUCAAACUUGAUGGUUUGGGAGGGACACGGUUAAAUAUUCCCUUUAUGUUCCCUCAGAAAGAACCCACCCAACCACAUCCAAGCACACGCCAGUUUCUACACCUCGUAAUCUUCGACAGUUAAGUCUGAGUUAUAGCAUUUUUUGUAAACACUUGAUGAAAAAAAACCCUACGAAAGAGAACAUGUAAAGUUUGCAUUGUCUUGCUUUUACAUAUUUAUUUUGUCAUGGUUUCUGCAUUACAUGGCCACACUAGAUCUCCAAAGAAGCUGAUUUCUGUAAGGUACUGUUGGGAGAUGUUCAGCCACUGAUUUUGCACAGAAAUGCAGUGGUGCAUUGUGCCAACAAAAAAUAAAAUGUUUUAUUUUUAAAAAAAGAAAAAAAGUUGAAUGUUAUUACUGUUAUAGGAUGCAUAUUACUAUGGUUGUGUGAACAUUUUCUCUGAAGGUUGUGCUACUUAAACUGGCUGUGUGCUUUAGCCAGUAACAUAAUAGUGUGAACAAACAAAAAGCAUGAGGAACCCCUUCACUUAACAAAAUGUAGUGCUUUAAAACAAAUGUCUGUGUGGUAUUGUGGCAGAACUUUAGUUUGUUUAGUGUAUUUUGAGUUGGAUGGCUCUGUUACACUAACUGUAUUUGAGACCUCAUUUACACCUGCACUGUGACACACAGUGGUGACCCAUUUAUUACACUUACACAUAAUUGAUUAUUGUUACUGUGACACACUGGGUAACCUAACCACUGUCAAGCAUGUACCACUUACUUUGUUCUCAGUUUUUAUUUAUCUGAUUAAUCAAGCCCAGAUGUUAAAUAGAACCAAUUUGAGGACAUUUUGUACGCCAAUGUGUUCCAGUCCUAGACAACUGUGCUGUAAGACUGAACACUGAGGUGUACCUUAAGUGGGGUCCAGGACUCUUUUAAUUAUGUCUGAUGGGGCCAUUAGACAUAAUCAAAAGGUUCUUGGAAUGUUCAAAUGGAGCUAAAAGGGGUGGUGGGCUUCAUUUCACACCUCAGUAAUUCCUCACUUUUAACCAAGUGCUCACUGCAAAUAUAAAGUAUGCGGGAUGAUGAGAAGUGCAAAGAAUUUACCAAAUUAUGUAUUCUGAUGUUUAGUAUCGGCUAUUAGAUCAGCAUCUGCCAAUAUCUGCAAUCUGUCAAAAUACACACCGUGCAAACCACUUGCACUCUGACGUUACCCACAACAAGCUGCUGAGAUCACAAACCUUUUUUUUUUUUUUUACUAAAACACUUCAAUCUUAACACUGUGGCACCUUCUGACUGUGGUGUGAUAGUGUAGGUGGGGCCUACAGUGACAGAGAGAUACACUUCCUCUUCCCGUGGUGGUGAAAAUGUUGGCUAACCUCCACUCUAACAGAGGAAGAUCAUUUUGAAAGCACAAACGGCAGCAGGCUCAGAGCUGCAUGCUAGUAAUUUAUCAUAAGUGUGUCAGUGCAUGUACACACUGCAGUGCAGAUUUCCUGCCACCUCAACGGCACUGUUUCUUAUUGUGUAGUGCAGUGUGACCUUAAGGGCAGAUGAUGUGCGAGUGGUGUUGGUAGAGUCUUGCUUAGUGCAGAAAUGGAAGAUCAAGUGCCAAGCCAGGGUUCCUCUCAAGCUACAGGUGAGCACAAAGAAUGUGACAUUUCGAGGUAAUUUUUGGGGAAGUGUUUUGUCUCACAUCUUUUACAGAAUCUGUUGCCCAUCAUGCUUUUAUGUACUGAAACAAUGUUGUUUGGUGUUUUUUCAAAAACCCUUUCAAACCCUGCCAUUGAGAUGUACAUUUCCUCAUUUGUUAAGAUUAUUUUUAAAUGGAUGAAUAGUCUCUUGAUGUGUGCCGAUUGGAAAUUUGCUGACAUCACUGUAGUUUCAUUAUACCACGGGUGUUGCAUGUGGGUGCAUGCACAAUGUGCCUGCAUAUUCUUUGUCAAUGUGUCUGUAAGGAGGUUUAUGGUGCUGUGUGCACCCUCAUAGUCAAAUGAGGACUGGUGAACUUCCUGAACUCUUUUCUAAUUUGUAGUUUUAUUUAACAGGAUGUGGAUUUCUUUAAUCUAUCUAAUCCUAGAAUAUUAAUUUAAGAUUUCACAGAGAUUGGUGCAACAGUUGGUACAACCCCUCAUUGACUACAAAUUGCUACAGUAUUUGGGAACUAGCCACAACGUCAUUUGAAUUCAUGACUGUCAAAUUGUUUUCGGUCAUUGAAAAUACUGCCGUUAUACAACAAACUAAAACAGUCAAAGGCUUGUCUCUGAUUAAGUGGAGUAUGACUGGAACACUUGGUUUUAUAGUUGUGUUCAAACAUCUUACUUCCCUCUCACUUCUUAUUGUUGCACUGUAACACUGCUGGUGCAAAAAACAAGGACUUUAUGUUCAUUGUGGGACGUGACACGAAUUGCAAGCAGGAUGUGGUUGACCAAAAUGGAGCCAUCUCUGUGAAAGACAGAUUGCUUUUUUCAUUUUUGGCAUAUGUUGUAAAUCAUCAGGUUUUAACGUUUUGGUAUGCCCCGAGGUAAAAAACAAAACAAAAAAAAAACAGUUAAAUAGUUUGAGUAGAGUAGGUAGAGGUUUUGCCAUCAAAAUGAACCACAUUGUUCCUCAUUAUAUUUUAGUUCACAUUCAGUCAAAGAAGUGUGCAGAAAUGUAAAGGAAAUGCUGACUCCAGGGGACAAACUGAAGUUUGAUGUUUCUAUCUUCAAGUUUUAUUAUGUUGUACGUUAAGUAUUUAGAUGCUGAUUUUGUUGAGCUGCUAAGAAGUAGUGCAGUGGUAAAAUACUGUAAACUUCAAUAAUCUCAUCAUCUCAACAUGUGACCAAUAGAAAUCAGGUCAGAGCUGAAUGGGUUAUUCACCGUUCCAACCUUCAUAUUUUUCUUUGUUGUGCGGCUUUACAAAAUAAAGAGAAACCUUAUUUGGGGAUUGCGUAACGUGAUCUGCAAUCUGUGUGUA